Molecule: messenger RNA, 2253 nt
Organism: Puma concolor (puma)
Lineage: Eukaryota; Metazoa; Chordata; Mammalia; Carnivora; Felidae
Source: RefSeq, a predicted model, not a curated record
AUGGCCUACACCGCCGGCUGCAGGCAGGGAAUCUGCCUACGCGGUCCGCUGCAGACCGCCUCGAGCUUCGUGCAGGAUUUCCUGGAAGCCCUGAGCUUUUGCUUGGAGGUGUGCGUGCGGGCGGCGGACAGAGACAAUUCUGGUGCCACAGUCCUGCACCUGGCCGCCCGCUUCGGCCACCCCGAGUUGGUGGAAUGGCUCCUGCGCCAUGGCGGUGGGGAGGCCACCGCGACCACAGACACGGGCGCCCUGGCCAUCCACUAUGCUGCCGCCAAAGGAGACUUCCCCUCCCUGAGGCUCCUCAUCGGGCACUAUCCUGAGGGAGUGAAUGCGCAAACCAAGAACGGUGCCACGCCCCUGUACCUGGCGUGCCAGGAGGGCCACCUGGAGGUGACGCAGUACCUGGUGCAGGAGUGCGGCGCGGACCCGCACGUGAGAGCCCAAGACGGCAUGACCCCGCUGCAUGCCGCGGCGCAGAUGGGCCACUGCCCGGUCAUCGUGUGGCUGGUGAGCUGCACCGACGUGAGCCUCUCGGAGCAGGACAAUGACGGCGCCACGGCCAUGCACUUCGCGGCCAGCCGCGGCCACGCCAAAGUGCUCAGCUGGCUCCUGCUGCACGGCGGCGAGAUCACGGCCGACCUGUGGGGCGGGACCCCUCUGCACGACGCCGCUGAAAACGGGGAGCUGGAGUGCUGCCAGAUCCUGGUAGUGAACGGCGCGGAGCUGGACGUCCGCGACCGUGACGGGUACACGGCGGCCGACCUCUCGGACUAUAAUGGCCACAGCCACUGCACCCGCUACCUGCGCACCGUGGAGAACCUGAGUGUGGAGCACCGCGUGCUGUCCCGGGAUCCGUCUGCUGAGCUGGAGACCAAACAGCCCGACUCGGGCAUGUCUUCACCCGAUACCACCGUGUCGGUCCAGCCGCUGAACUUUGACCUCAGCUCACCCACCAGCACCCUCUCCAACUACGACUCCUGCUCCUCCAGCCACUCCAGCAUCAAGGGCCGGCGCCCCCCACGUGGCCUUGCCAGCUCCAGAGCUGCAGACAUACAAAGCUACAUGGACAUGCUGAGCCCCGAGCUGGGCCGACCCCAGGGCAAGAUGGGGAGAACCACACCACCACCACCACCACCCAGCUUCCCUCCGCCGCCCCCACCCCCAAGCACCCAACUGCCCCCACCCCCACCAGGCUACCCGGCUCCCAAGCCCCCUGUGGAGCCACAUGCCGCGGACAUCUACGUGCAGACCAAGAGCAAACUCCGCCAUGUGGAGAAGGAGGCCUUCAAGAAGGAGCUGAGCUCCCGCGACGGCCACAACGGGCUGCGGAGGCAGGACUCCAGCCGCAAGCCCCGCGCUUUCAGCAAGCAGCCCAGCACGGGGGACUACUACCGCCAGCUGGGCCGCUGUCCCGGGGAGCCGCUGGCCACACGCCCGGGCAUGGCGCACAGCGAGGAGGUGCGUGCCUGCCAGCCCGCGCCCGCCGGCCGCCCGGGACCCGGCCCGGCCGCCCGCUUCUCACUCGCCAGCCCCUCCGCUCCCCCGCAGGCGGCGCUGCUCCCCGGGAACCACGUGCAUAACGGCUGCGCCGCGGACCCCAAGGCGUCCAGGGAGCUGCCCCCGCCGCCCCCGCCGCCGCCGCCGCCCCUGCCGGAGGCCCAUAGCUCGCCGCCGCCGGCUCCACCUCUGCCCUUCGAGGGCGCUGGCCCUGGCUGCGGGCAGCGUCGCUCCUCCUCGUCCACUGGCAGCACCAAGUCUUUCAACAUGAUGUCCCCGACGGGUGACAACUCGGAGCUACUGGCGGAGAUCAAGGCCGGCAAGAGUCUGAAGCCGACGCCGCAGAGCAAGGGGCUGACCACGGUGUUCUCGGGCAGCGGGCAGCCGAUCUCCCAGCCCGAAGCGCCGCUGCCGCAGGCGUCGCCCGCGCUGUCCCGGGCCCGCAGCCCCACCCCGCCGGCCGUGGGGCCCCAGCCACUGCUCAACGGCAGCGUGGCGCCGGCGCCGCCCGCCACCCCGGCGCCAGGCGUGCAGCUCGACGUGGAGGCGCUCAUCCCCACGCACGAUGAGCAGGGCCGGCCCAUCCCCGAGUGGAAGCGCCAGGUGAUGGUGCGGAAGCUGCAGCUGAAGAUGCAGGAGGAGGAGGAGCAGAGACGGAAGGAGGAAGAGGAGGAGGCCCGGCUGGCCAGCAUGCCUGCCUGGAGGCGAGACCUCCUGCGGAAGAAGCUAGAAGAGGAGAGGGAGCAGAAGCGGUGA